This is a messenger RNA of Rhinichthys klamathensis goyatoka, 1963 nucleotides long. It is a transcript of the gene gja3, whose product is annotated as gap junction protein, alpha 3. Gene Ontology annotation, cellular component: connexin complex. The transcript has 3 exons. The coding region runs from base 585 to 1898 and encodes 437 amino acids. The record is from RefSeq and is a predicted model, not a curated record. Gene Ontology annotation, biological process: cell communication. NCBI's taxonomy places the organism in Eukaryota, Metazoa, Chordata, Actinopteri, Cypriniformes, Leuciscidae.
AUAAAGCAUCUGUCUUCACCGUAUAGCCCUGAAUAAAAUCGUGUGUUCGAGUAUAGUUAAGUUGGGGCGAUGAGUUUACCCCAGUUGACAGGGGCGUGGCGUGCGCGCUGACUGGCCGAUGACUUUCUGAACACAGCACUCUUGCAUGACCACUCAAAGUGACAGUAGCGAUGGCUGGGAACGGGAGACAGCUGCGCUUGGUGAGACCCCGUCUCCACACUCGAUUUGCCAUGAAAAACUAGGUGUUCUACGAGAGUUUGGCCGCGGGUCUAUGUUUGAAGAACUUUUGUGAAUGAAUAAGUUGGCCGGCCACUUUCAAAAGAGUUUGGUAAGCUGGCAGUGCUGCCAGGAUUUGGGAACGGGGGGAGCGGGGAGGGCUCCUGCUGCCUUUGGGAGGUCUGUAUGCUUCCAACGCACUCAAACUGUGGCACCAGUGGCCGCUGGAUAUUGAGUGGCCCUAUAGAUAAGUUUGCCUACAUGUCAAGGGUCAUAGACUUGGUAUAGAACCUUAGUCGAUGGAUUUGCCGCCCUCAAUACAACAUUAUUUUAACUGUACUUUCUCUCUAGGCUAGAAAUCGUGAAGCAUGGGUGACUGGAGCUUUCUUGGGCGGCUCUUGGAGAAUGCACAGGAACACUCGACCGUGAUCGGCAAAGUCUGGCUGACGGUACUCUUCAUUUUUAGGAUUCUAGUGUUGGGAGCGGCGGCCGAGGAGGUCUGGGGCGAUGAGCAGUCGGACUUCACCUGCAACACGCAGCAGCCCGGCUGCGAGAACGUCUGCUACGACGAGGCCUUCCCCAUCUCCCACAUCCGCUUCUGGGUUCUCCAAAUCAUCUUUGUGUCCACGCCGACGCUCAUCUACCUGGGCCACGUCCUGCACAUUGUUCGUAUGGAGGAGAAGCGGAAAGAGCGUGAGGAGGAGCUGCGAAAGGCCAGCCGGCUUCAGGAGGAGAAAGAACUCCUGUAUAGAAACGGAGGGGGAGGGGAGUCUGGUGGACGGGGUGGGGGCGGCGGCGGCAAAAAGGAGAAGCCGCCAAUCAGAGAUGAGCACGGGAAAAUCCGCAUUAGAGGUGCCUUGUUGCGCACCUAUGUGUUCAACAUCAUUUUCAAGACCCUGUUUGAAGUGGGGUUCAUUUUAGGUCAGUAUUUCCUCUAUGGUUUCCAGUUGCGGCCCCUGUAUAAGUGUGCGCGGUGGCCCUGCCCCAACACGGUGGACUGCUUCAUUUCCCGGCCCACGGAAAAGACCAUCUUCAUCAUAUUUAUGCUUGUGGUGGCUUGCGUGUCCCUUUUGCUGAAUUUGUUAGAAAUAUAUCACCUCGGAUGGAAGAAGGUCAAACAGGGCAUGACCAACGAGUUCGCGCCCGAGCGCGAGUCGCUGCCCGGUGCGAACGAAGCGGAGCCCGAGUCUCCCAGAACUUCGCCUCCUACCCUCAGGUACCCGCCAGACUACACGGAGGUGGCCGUGUGUGGCGGCGUGUUCCUCCAGCCCGUGUCGGCACCCUCCACGGCUGAGUUCAAGAUGGACCCUCUGCGCGAGGAGCUCAAGGAGUCCUCACCUUUUUACAUCAGCAACAACAACCACAGGCUGGCUGCCGAACAGAACUGGGCCAACCUGGCCACCGAGCAGCAGACUCGGGAGAUGAACGCCGCAUCCCCCUCCCCUUCCUCCUCCUCCUCGUCUCGCUCUUCCAAUAAUGGGCGGCAAGCCAAAGACGCCGCUCAGCUCGCUGACACCCCCACCUCCGCCGGCGGCGGUUCGAGCGCUGGGCCGGGGGAGGGGCACGUCACCACCACGGUGGAGAUGCACGAGCCGCCCGUCAUUUUCACUGACGCUCGACGACUGAGCAGGGCUAGUAAAGCCAGCAGCGCGAGAGCGAGGCCCAAUGAUCUGGCGGUGUAGUGGCUCUCCACCCCAAAGCGCAGGGUUUUGUGGACAAAAACACAGAGAAAUACACCAAAAAACAA